AGGAAACACGCAAGCAUCCAAUCAGAAAGCAAGGGGUACCACGACUUCCUGUUUAGGAUUAGGAAAAGAUCGCACUGUAAAUAGAUACAGUGAAUGACAACAUCACAUCAUCAUGGUUUCACUGUCUAUUGAACUACUGCUGAAUGAAUCGGCGUGAAGAACCAACACUGGCACACGGUUUAUGAUCGUCAGCACACGGCCCAGCCAUGCCUCCCUCCCUGCUGUGGGCGGUGGACGUGUACGGGCGUGUGUACAGCUUGUCUACAGGCGGGCAGCAGUGGGAGCAAUGCCGGGAUGCCCAGCUGGAGUUUAAGAGGGUGACAGCAGUGCAGCAGUGCUGCUGGGGCAUCGCCUGCGACCACCACAUCUACCUGAACGUCCACGCCAGCGACCUACCCAUUCGCUAUCAGGAAGACACCUACGAAAACCAACGAUGGAAUCCUGUGGAUGGAUUCUCUGACCGCCUGUUGCCAAGUGACCGCUGGCAGUGGAGUGAUGUCACAGGUCUUGAGAACCAACCGCUGGACAGCUUCAAGCUCCCAUCGGCCAACUGGGAAUGGGAAGGUGAUUGGUACAUUGACGAGAACUUUGGAGGAGAGCCCACCGAGAAAGUGGGUUGGACCUAUGCCAUGGACUUCCCUGCCACCUACACCAACGAUAAGAAGUGGAACUCAUGUGUCCGUCGCAGGCGAUGGAUUCGCUACCGGAGGUACAAGUCCAGGGACGGCUGGGCCAAGAUACCUUCACAGUCAUUCCAGCUGCCAGACCCCUUUAAUGACAUCAGCUGUGGGGGAUGGGAGAUCAGCGAGGAGCCCAGAGGAAGACUGUCUCUGUGGGCUGUCUCUCUGCAGGGCAAGGUGUGGUUCCGGGAGGGGAUUCAGCACCACAGCCCUGAGGGCACCAGCUGGGAGGAGGUUACUCUCCCUGGGGAGGUGGUCCAGAUCAGCUGUGGGCCUAUAGACCUGGUGUGGGCCGUGCUCUGGGAAGGACAGCUACUGGUCAGGGAGGGCAUCACCAGAGACUGCCCCCAAGGUUCCUCCUGGGUGGUAGUAGACUCCCCCAGUCCAGAGGUAGGAGCCAUCCACGUUGCAGUGGGGGUGAACGUUGUCUGGGCCAUCACCAAGGACAACAAGGUGUGGUUCAGGCGAGGGGUGAACUCCCACAACCCCUGUGGCUCUGGCUGGAUCGGCAUGGUGGGGGAAAUGGUCAUGAUCAACGUGGGCCUCAACGACCAGGUGUGGGCUAUUGGCUGUGAGGACCGGGCAGUGUACUACCGUCAGGGUGUGACCGCCAGUGAACUGAGCGGAAAGGCCUGGAAGGCCGUGAACGUCCCCCGAGAUGGAGACCGCUCCCACUCCAGCGCUAGUGCAUCCAGCCUGCACAGUGCUGGCUGUUUCUUCAGUGGAGAGGUGCGGGCUCAGUCGAUGAUGAGCGAUGCUGACUCCGACUCAGAAAGGGGGGUCACCGAGGUCGGUGGCUGCAUCGUCACCUGCCCAAGCCCAGAGCCCCUCUCCCCUCCCCUUGACCCUCCCUUAGACGCCCCCAAGCCCCGCAUCCCCAAAGUAACCAGCGACAGCUUCAUCUCUGAGUUGGUUUCGGACCGCGAGGUCAAGAGGGAAGGGGCCUCGGCCGGCCCGGCCAUCCUUGAGGAGGAGCUUGUUCCUGGGGAGAGCGAAGCCGGCUUCCCCCCUGCCCUGGUGCUCUCCCCCAGCCAGUCCAGAGGCCCUAUGGACCCUCAGUGGAGCAACGUGGACCUGGAGGAGGCUCAGAGCCACCUGACUGUGGGCACCAGGGGUUGUGGGGGUGACGGGGCAGAGACCUGCAGCCUCUCCUCGGUGGCUACCUACAGCCUGGCUCUGGAGGAGCCUUAUGGGGCGGACGAGCACCCUCUCUGGGCCUGGGUCAGUGGAGGAGGCUGCUCUGUGGAUGGGCAUUCCCAGCCUCACUGGUUCAACUCCUCCACUACGCUGGCUGCGUCGGUCCAGGCUAUGAGUUUGUCCAUCAGCCCGGCCCAGACGGCCGCCUGGAGGAAACAGAUCUUCGAGCAGCUUAGCGAGAGGUCCAAGAGGGAGAUGGACAACUUCCAACAUUAUGAACAGGCCAUUGAGCAGUCUGUGUGGGUGAAGAAGGGCACCAUGCAGUGGUGGCGGGACUGGAAGCCUUACAAGUGGGUGGACGUCAGGUUCGCCCUGGAGCAGUUCUCCGGGCCCGAGGGCAACAAGGACGGCAUCCUUUUCAUCUACUACAACUUCAACGAGGAGAAGAAGUACCUCCACGCGUUUAUCAACGAGGUGACGAUCCUGGUGCCAGUGCUGAACGAUGCCAAGCACACCUUUGCCAUCUACACAGCAGAGAGGACCAAGCAGCGCUGGCCCAUCAGACUGGCAGCCACCACCGAGCUGGAGAUGCAUGACUGGUUGGCCCUGCUAAGUGUGUCCUGCUGUGACUCCCGGGGACUCCAGGGCCCCCCCUCCCACCAGGCCAUCUGGUCAGUCACUUGUAAAGGGGACAUCUUUGUGAGCGAGCCCUCUGCUGGCCUGGAGGCCUCUCCAUACCCCACACCCUGCGACCAGAUGUUCUGGCGACAGGUGGGCGGUCAUCUGCGAUUGGUGGAGGGGAAUAGCCUGGGCGUGGUCUGGGGUGUGGGCUACGACCAUACAGCCUGGGUCUACACUGGCGGUUAUGGAGGGGGCAUCUUUCAGGGUCUGCCCAGCAGCACAGAUAACAUCUACACACAGACAGAUGUGAAGAGUGUUUACAUCUAUGAGAAUCAGAGGUGGAACCCUGUUACUGGAUACACCAACAGGGGGUUGCCGACAGAUCGCUACAUGUGGAGCGAUGCGUCAGGACUGCAGGAGUGCACCAAGGCUAACACCAAGCCCCCCUCCCCACCCUGGUCAUGGGUGGCAGAUUGGGCCAUCGACUACAGUGUCUCAGGAGGGACAGAUAAAGAGGGCUGGCAAUAUGCUGCUGAUUUCCCAACUUCAUACCAUGGCCACAAGACCUUGAAGGACUUUGUUCGUCGCAGGCGGUGGGCCAGGAAGUGUAAGCUGACCACCACAGGGCCCUGGCAGGAAGUCCCUCCCAUCCCGCUGAGUGACGUGAGCUUGAUCCCGUGCUGUGGCAGCAGCGGCCUGGAGCAGGUGCCCCUCUGGGCCAUCAGCAACAAGGGGGACGUGCUCUGUAGGCUGGGGGUCACCACACUCACGCCUGCUGGGUCGUCAUGGUUACACGUUGGCACGGACCAGCCCUUCAAGUCCAUCUCUAUUGGUGGAGCCCACCAGGUGUGGGCCAUUGGCAGAGAGGGCUCCACAUUCUACCGGGGAUCUGUAUCCGUGCAGAACCCUGCAGGUGAAUGCUGGUACCACAUCCCCUCUCCAGCCAAGCAGAAGCUGAAGCAGGUGUCUGUAGGAAGGACCUCGGUCUACACCGUGGAUGAGAACGGUAACCUGUGGUACAGACAAGGCGUGACCCCCAGCUAUCCCCAGGGGUCGUCAUGGGAACACAUCUCCAACAACGUCCGCAAGGUCUCUGUGGGCCCCCUGGACCAGGUGUGGAUCAUAGCUGACAAGGUGCAGGGCAGCCACAGCCUGAGCUGUGGGACGGCGUGUCAUCGUCUUGGGGUCCAGCCGACAGAGCCCAAGGGCCAGUCCUGGGACUAUGGGAUCGGGGGAGGCUGGGACCACAUCACAGUGAGGGCGAACGCCAUGGAGCCCCCCCGCAUCCGCAUGCCCUCCCUGACGGACCCCGCCCUGCCUGCCCCCCGCGGCCCCCUCUCCCUCUGCAGCCUGGGAGAGGUCAACGGGAACGCCUUGGGCUUUUAGAUGCCGCCUGCCCACGCACUCCACAUCCACACGCACACAUAUUUCCUCCUCACUUAGCUGUCUGGUCAUUUUUACAGUGUUGCAUUAUUUUGAAUGUUAUUUAUUUAGACAUACUUCUGUCUGUGUCCUCAUGUAUAGAGCAGUGUGUGGAUGUUCACCUGUAGAUAUUUAUUGGAAUUUGAUGUUGGUAAGAGGUUCCGGUUAAAAAGGAGUACAAAAAAACAACAACAAAAACUAUACCUGCCUGUCUGUGGUACUGCCUGCUGUUUUAGUGGAAGAUGAGGAGGAGAGGAGAAGUAAGGAGUUACAGAAUAAGAUCUCAUUAUGCUUUUAUAUGACAAUCUCACCCCUGUCACUAAAUAUAUUCUGUAUAAAAAAAGGCUAAAUAUUUCCAUGAAGAAUGUGCAAUGUUUCUGUGGUCUGGGAGUGAGGCCAAGCAUGAACUGCUGUAGGUACCGUGCCAUGUGCUUGGUUUUGUAACAAUGAAAUGAAUCUAUUACUUUCAAAGGGAAAUUCCAAGUUACUUUUACUAAUCUUUUCUGUAUAUUCGGUCUCUUCUGUGGUGGUUAUAGUGUUGUACCUGAAGAGACAGAAGCACAGAAAGGCUGUUUUAGAUCAAAGGGAAUUCUUGUUUUGUUAUGGUUGUGUACAUUAGUAUUAUGUGUUUCCAUCGUGCUAUCUUAAGAAUGGGUACUGUCUGUGUGUAUUGCAAUGGGUGAACACAUCAACACAUGCUUUUCAUUCCAACCACUUAGAGACUGCCGCACACAAUCCUUUGACAUAGCGUGCCUCGGGGCAUUAAAAGUGUGACUGCUGAUGAAUGACUUGAAAGAGGCAUUAACCUACUGAACACUUACAUGUGUGCUGAAUACUGAAUCAUUUGUAAAAUGUCCAUAUGAGGCUCCUAAUGUGUCAGAGAUGGCACUUUAUGAUGAUGUCACUUGGACCGUACCAGUGAGUGAGGUGAUCAAGCAGGGACAUGUUUGUCAUGCUACUGUAUAUGGUUCCAUUCAGAGCUAACAUUGUGCGUGUACUGUGUGUGUCUGUAAAUAGUGUGGAAAACUUCAAGCUACAUAGCAUUCCAUUAUUUGUAUUAUUCAUAAUGUAAACUAGAGAGAUACAUCUAAUAACUGGUACUGUACUGUGUCAACCAGUUCCAUCUAUUAAGGAUACUUCCCACAAUGUGCAUGGUCAACCUCUUAUCAAUAAAUGUGAUUAUUGAUUAUUGA
Molecule: messenger RNA, 5053 nt
Organism: Osmerus eperlanus (European smelt)
Lineage: Eukaryota; Metazoa; Chordata; Actinopteri; Osmeriformes; Osmeridae
Gene: tecpr1a
Product: tectonin beta-propeller repeat containing 1a
Exons: 25
Coding region: 207-3824 (1205 amino acids)
Biological process (GO): autophagosome maturation
Cellular component (GO): lysosomal membrane; autophagosome membrane
Molecular function (GO): phosphatidylinositol-3-phosphate binding
Source: RefSeq, a predicted model, not a curated record